UUGGUCACAUAGUAGGGACUAUCUCCUUGCGCCAAAAACCCUGCGCACGCGAUCGAGGGAUCGAGCGGGCGGGAGAGAGCAGACUCAUGGCGUUUAUGGACGAAGAGGAGGCACGGAGAGAGGCGGCCCUAGCUGCUACUCCAGUCCUCCAACCCGAUUUCAAGUCUUCGAAGGUCACUCAGGCUCAACUCGAUAAAUUCAAGGAGCUAAACAAGAGAAGAUUGCAGCUAAAAAAGAAGUCUAAGAAUAUAGGAAAGCUUAAAGGUAAAUCAAGCCAAUUUGAAGAUGACUGCAAAAGAGAGCUUACAAAUAACAUCAUUGAAGCAUCAAGUCCUUCAGCUGCGAAGGGAAA
Messenger RNA from Phalaenopsis equestris, 352 nucleotides. RefSeq names its product protein FAM204A. The record is from RefSeq and is a predicted model, not a curated record. NCBI's taxonomy places the organism in Eukaryota, Viridiplantae, Streptophyta, Magnoliopsida, Asparagales, Orchidaceae.